GUCCUAGGCACCUAGCUACUGCGAGAUGCAGAGGCACGCCGGCGAUGAGCUCACCAUCUCCGUCGACCCAGACACUCUCGACUGCCCCAUCUGCUUCCACACCCUCAGGCCUCCGGUGUUCCAGUGCGCCGCCGGGCACGUGCUCUGCUCGUCCUGCCACGACAGACUCCGGCAGAGCCGCAAGUGCCCGGAGUGCUCCGUCGCCACCGGCUUCAGCCGCUGCUACGCCGUCGACCGCAUCCUGCGGGCCGUCCGCGUCCCUUGCCCCAACGCCGCGCGCGGCUGCGCUGUCCAGACGUCCCUCCACGAGCGGGAGGAGCACGAGAAGUCGUGCGCGUUGCUCCUGCGCCACGGCCUGGCCACCGUCACCAUCAAUGACAAUGCAAAGGCGGGAGAGGUUGUCAGGAUGGGCCCUUGCGGCGGCGGCGGCGGCAACGCCAGAAAGAUAGGCAUGGUGGGCGAGGUGACACGCAUUGUCCAGGUCGCCGUCCGCCACUGCGCGUUGCUCCUGCGCCACGGCCUGGCCACCGUCACCAUCAAUGACAAUCCAAAGGCUGGAGAGGUCGUCAGGAUGGGCCCUUGCGGCGGCGGCGGCGGCAACGACAGAAAGAUAGGCAUGGUGGGCGAGGUGACACGCAUUGUCCAGGUCGCCGUCCGCCACUGCCGCGCCGUUGACGCCGUUCGCGUAACGUACAUGCGGAAAGACCGGGAGGAGUCGAACGAGACCGAGCUCUGGGGAGGGAAAGGCGGCAUGACCGCGGUGUUCCGUCUGCAGCGGGAUGAAUACCUGACGAGCGUGGAAGGCCACUACAGCCACUUCAAUGGCAACGUCGUCAUCAGGUCGCUCAAGUUCGUCAGCAACCUUCGCACCCACGGGCCGUACGGGAACGCGUGCGGCGUGCGGUUCUCGCUCCCAGCGGGCGCCGGCGGCAGGAUCGUCGGCUUCCAUGCGCGGUGUGACGACCAGUACCUCCACGCCAUUGGCACCUACGUCAAGAUGGACGACCGUGCAUCGUGAUCGACCGCAAAUUCGUUUGUAUCGUGUAGCGACUGUUUUUGCUUUCAUUCAUCUAGCUAUUUCAUUUCGCUUGCUGCUUCUCAAGUCUCGACUCCGUCGAUGAUCGAUGCUCUAGCCCCAGGACUGUUUAGCUAGGAGGAAAAAUGUUAGGUUUAAUCUUGAUUCAUGUAUCUGCAUAUUUGUUUUGUCUUCCAUAUAGCUAGGUUUAGUACUUGCUGGCAAGUCGUACGUGCGUACCAAGAUGGCAACGUCUCGGUAAAAAAGCGCAAUAAAGCGAGUAUGGUGCGUAGGCGUGAUGCUAUGAUGCCGUGUGAUACGGCAGCGUCGUGUGAAGUGACGCGUGCGUGCGCGACGAGACCGGCUGGGUGGAUCACUUGGAGCUGAGACACAUGGCCAAUUUGUUAAUUUGUGUUGGUAUGCAUGCAUGCAUGCACAAUGUUUGUUAGCAGGUUUCCGGAGGAGUGAAGUCUAUUUUAAACCUUGA
This is a messenger RNA of Triticum aestivum (bread wheat), 1502 nucleotides long. RefSeq lists its product as uncharacterized. Lineage: Eukaryota; Viridiplantae; Streptophyta; Magnoliopsida; Poales; Poaceae. The record is from RefSeq and is a predicted model, not a curated record. The coding region runs from base 26 to 1018 and encodes 330 amino acids. Gene Ontology annotation, molecular function: carbohydrate binding. The transcript is spliced from 4 exons.